This is a messenger RNA of Encephalitozoon cuniculi GB-M1, 2037 nucleotides long. RefSeq lists its product as uncharacterized. Gene Ontology annotation, cellular component: Golgi stack. The transcript has a single exon. Gene Ontology annotation, molecular function: ATP hydrolysis activity; ATP binding. The record is from RefSeq and is marked provisional. Bases 1 to 2037 code for a protein of 678 amino acids. Gene Ontology annotation, biological process: Golgi to plasma membrane protein transport; SNARE complex disassembly; intra-Golgi vesicle-mediated transport. NCBI's taxonomy places the organism in Eukaryota, Fungi, Microsporidia, Unikaryonidae.
AUGAAGUAUAUCGUGAGCAACAUCAAAGCUGACCAGGUGGAGAAAGGAAAAAUAAACAAGAUAUACAUCCCAAGAGCGCCUGAGCUAGAUCCAUCGGAAUUUGUGCUGGUGGACAACAAAUAUGCCUUCAAGUUUGAGUUUACAAGUGGAUGCAAUCUGCAGCUGAGCAAGAUCCAGAGAGAGUUUUUGAACAAGAGUGUUGGAAAGGAUGAAAUAAACGUUAAGCAUCUGAAUGUUGUUGAGUGCGACCCGAUCUCGCUGCUCAAGUUAGAUGUAGAGCUUAUCAACCUGGAGAAGGUUGACUUUGACGCAAAGGAACUCAUUGAGCAGUUCAAGAACAUUUAUGUGUCUUUUCCCUUCAAUGUCGACCAGAGAUUUUAUCUGUAUCUUGGAAACCUGGGAUUCAAGGUGGUUGUCCGAGAGAUGUUUACUGCCCUGGACAGAAGAUAUGGGAUUCUUCUGAGGAACACAGAGGUUUUCAUCAGCUCUGUCUCUGACAGGCUAACAUUGUCAAACAACACUAAAGAGAACAUUCUGCUGGACCCAAACUUCAACUUUGAGUCUCUCGGGAUUGGAGGACUGAAGCAGGAGUUUGGGAAGAUGUUCAGAAGGGCAUUUGUGCAGAGAGCAUUUGACUCUGACGUGAUCAAGAACUUCGGGAUACCUCACGUAAAGGGAAUAAUUCUCUAUGGGCCUCCUGGGACUGGGAAGACGCUGAUAGCAAGAAAACUGGGGUCUCUGCUCAAUGCCAGGCCGCCAAAGAUAGUAAAUGGACCUGAAAUCCUCAACAAGUAUGUUGGGCAGAGCGAGGAGAACAUCAGGAACCUGUUUAAGGAUGCAGAGGAAGAGUGGAAAGUGAAGAAGGGGGACAGCAACCUCCACAUCAUUAUAUUUGACGAGAUUGAUGCCAUAUGCAGAAGAAGAGGAAAUAGCAGUGGGACAGGGGUUGGAGACCAGGUAGUAAACCAGCUCCUCAGCAAGAUGGACGGUGUGGAAUCGAUAGAAAACAUUUUGGUGAUUGGAAUGACCAAUAGGCUGGAUUUGAUUGACGAGGCUCUUCUCAGGCCGGGGAGGUUUGAGAUCCAUCUGGAAAUCUCUCUCCCCGACGAAGAGUCCAGGAUCGAGAUAUACAGGAUCCACACAAAAACGAUGGAAAGCCACGACUACUUGGACGCGAAUGUUGACCUGAACAAGAUAGCCAGGCUGUCCAAGAACUACACGGGAGCAGAAAUAACGGCUGUUGUAAAGAGUGCCGUGUCCUUUGCUCUGGAAAGAAAGGUCCACGGGGAGAAGCUUGAUGGAGAAAGAAUGAAUGUUGUAGGAGACAAGAACAUCAAGGUCUACAUGAACGACUUCAUCCAGGCAUUGGACGAGGUCAAGCCCUCCUUUGGGAUAAACGAGCUGGAGUUCAGCAGGUUUGAGAAGACCUUCUACGAGACUCCCAUGUUUACCCAGGGAGUUGAGCACGGAAAGAACCUCCUUACGAAGCUGAGAAAAACAAAUCUCUACAGCACAUCGUCUCUGUUAUUCCAUGGCUGUCCAGGAGUUGGCAAGACAACGCUGGCCGUGAAGGCUGCAAGGUCCUCGAUGUUCCCGUUUAUAAAGAUCAUCUCGCCAAGAGACAUCAUUGGACUUAGCGAGUAUGAGAAGGUCAACUACAUCAAAGGGAAGUUUAUGGAUGCAUACAAGUCCGAAGAGGCUAUAAUAAUACUGGAUGACAUUGAAGGGCUUAUCGACUUUGUGAACAUAGGGCCCAGAUUUAGCAAUGCCGUGCUGCAGGCACUGAAGAUAUUUAUCAAGGAGGAGAGCAGAAAGAAGAUGUUUGUGUUCGGCACCACAAGCUCUGUUGAGGUCAUGAGAGAAUGCGGCAUCUACGAAUGUUUCCAGUCUGCAUAUGAGGUAGAGAAGAUCGGGUUUCCGGACUACGAGAUUCUGUGCAGGCAGAACCCAAGUUUUUCGGAGAUAUGCUACGAGGAACCUAUGUCCAUCAAGCAGCUUCUCUCGCUCCUAGACGAGCCCGAUAUCUCUCCCCAGUGA